UAUGACAAUUCAACAUUAGAUAAUCCUGGCUUGUACUAUUUGAAUAAUUUUAACACCCUUGGUCGUAGCUUUGUAACACUGUAUGAAGAGAUGGUUGUUAAUAAUUGGUUCAUUCAAAUGGAAGGAUUUGUAUCGACUACUGGUAAAGCAGCAAGAUUGUAUUUCAUUUUAUUCUGGAUGGUGACAACACUUGUGGUCAAUAUUGCCAUAGUCUACAUUGUUGAUGCUUUUGAGUCUGGUAUAUUAGCAUUGAAGGCUAGUAAAAUGAAUGAAGAAACACCAUCAGGAGAAUUGAAAAGAGUAACUAAAAUAUUACUGAAAAGCUCUGAGGUUAGAAUCUUAUCGAAUGUGAUCCAUUUAAAAGUUGAACAUGAACGUGGGAAAGGCUUUUCAAUUAACAGAUGGAUCAGAAAACAUUAUGAUAUUCCUGCCAGAACAAUAGAGUUGUAUGGAGGUGAGUUUAGAGGAAAGAGAAUGAUGACAGAUGAUGACCUUCGAACUAUCAUCUACAAAGGAGAAAUAGAAGACUGGAAGGAGAAAUUUGAUGAAGAGUGUGCAAUGCUAGUGUCAAAACAAAAAGGAGACAGCAUAGCAAUUAACAAGGAGACUCCACGUGAACACGCAAAGAGAAUGAUUCUCAUGCUAGCUGAGAAAAUGAAGCAACUUUUCUUUUAUUUACUAGGAUGAAGAAUACUACUACAUUUAUUGUGUGUAUAUGGCAGUAUAUGUGUGUAUAAAUACACAUGAUGUGUGCAAAUAUUCAUAGUUAUUUUUGGAAUUAUAUUCAUUGUGCCAAACAAGAUGUUAUUGGAAUUGAA
Molecule: messenger RNA, 818 nt
Organism: Amphimedon queenslandica
Lineage: Eukaryota; Metazoa; Porifera; Demospongiae; Haplosclerida; Niphatidae
Product: two pore calcium channel protein 1-like
Exons: 7
Coding region: 91-687 (198 amino acids)
Cellular component (GO): lysosomal membrane; endosome membrane
Molecular function (GO): voltage-gated channel activity
Source: RefSeq, a predicted model, not a curated record